Castor canadensis (American beaver) is the source of this 1730-nucleotide messenger RNA. It is a transcript of the gene Chac2, whose product is annotated as ChaC glutathione specific gamma-glutamylcyclotransferase 2. The record is from RefSeq and is a predicted model, not a curated record. Gene Ontology annotation, biological process: glutathione catabolic process. Gene Ontology annotation, cellular component: cytoplasm. NCBI's taxonomy places the organism in Eukaryota, Metazoa, Chordata, Mammalia, Rodentia, Castoridae. Gene Ontology annotation, molecular function: glutathione specific gamma-glutamylcyclotransferase activity.
AACGCUGACGAAAACGGAGUGGGAAAGCGUUCCUGGGACUACAACCCCAGUAUGCCUUGCGCGCCGAUUCGCGGUGGCUAUCGCGCCUGCGCCCCUAGCAGCCGGUUACUUGCGUCCCGGAGACCACAGUCCCGGCGGCGCGGUUGGAUGGGGGGAGUCCGCGCAGCCCGGGCAGAGCAGUGGGAAAGAUGUGGGUGUUUGGCUACGGGUCCCUGAUCUGGAAGGUGGACUUUCCCUAUCAAGACAAGGUUGUCGGGUACAUCACAGACUACAGCAGGCGUUUCUGGCAAGGCAGCACCGACCACCGCGGGGUCCCCGGCAAGCCUGGAAGAGUUGUGACUCUUGUUGAAGAUCCUGGGGGUUGUGUAUGGGGUGUUGCUUACAAACUGCCAGUAGGAAAAGAAGAAGAAGUAAAAACAUACCUUGACUUCAGAGAGAAAGGAGGCUACCGAACCAUAACAGUCAUUUUUUAUCCAAAAGAUCCCACAACAAAGCCAUUCAGUGUGUUGCUAUACAUUGGAACAUGUGAUAAUCCUAAUUACCUUGGUCCCGCACCUCUGGAAGACAUUGCCGAACAAAUUUUUAAUGCAGCUGGUCCAAGUGGAAGAAAUACAGAGUAUCUUUUUGAACUUGCAAACUCUAUUAGAAACCUUGUACCAGAAGAGGCAGAUGAGCAUCUUUUCUCUUUGGAAAAAUUAGUAAAGGAACGUUUAGAAGAAAAAUAGUACCUCACUUUUACAUACAAAGACCUAGCCAUUGACUUUCCUAAACAAGCAGCUUUUAGUCUUCAGAUAGUAACUUCUGUGCACAAUGGCAAUGUUUUGGAAAUGUGUUUACCUGAAGAUAUUGUUAUUUUUAGUGUUGUAGUUGAGGCAUCAUCUAAAUGUCCUGAAACAUAUAUUCAGAAGAUUAGCAUAGAGCAAAAGAAGAAAUUCCAGUUUUAAUAACAUGAUUUCCUAACUAUAUUUAGCACUUGCUCAUUAGGAGUUCUUUAGAAAUACACAGAGGUCUCAAUUUAGCUCGUUUUUAUCAGAGUAAAAGUAAUUAUACUGUUUCAUCUCACAAUGCUAUUUUAAAGUUAAAGAGAAUUAAAUCAAAAGUCCAAUACAUAUAAUAAGAAAAUACCUUUAAUAUAUUCCUAUAAAAUAAUUCUAUAACCAUGGUUUAAGAUACACAAGCUUAAAAUAAUGUGUGAUUAGAAAGAUGGAGUAAUAUAGAUAAGAUUUCAGCCUUGAUUGUGAAUUUCCUUGUUAUUCAGGAAUUAAAUGAGAUCUUUCAAAUUUAGGCCAAAACAAAUUGAUUUUUUUACAGUUUCUUUAGGUGUGGAGGGGUUGUAUUGGGUUAAACAGGGCCUUGGGCUUGCUAGGCAGGCGCUCUACUACUUAAGCCAUACCCCUAGCACAAGAAGCUGAUUUUUGCCUGGAUGUGAUGGUGCACACCUGUAAUCCCACCACUGAAGUUUGAGGCCAGCCUGCCCUACACAGCAUAACCCUGUAUCAAAAAUCCAAAAGAACAGGGUGCCGGAGAUCAGGAGGAUCACAGUUCAAAACCAGCAAAUACUUCCCAAGACCCUAUCUCAAAAAUACCCAUCCCAAAAGAGGGCUGAUGGGGUGGCUCAAGGUAUAGGCCCUGAGCUCAAACCCCAGAACCACAAAGAAAAAAAAAUCCAAAAAAGAAAUUGGCUUUUUUUUUUAAUCUAAAAAUUCCCUUGGAAUUAUACUGUGCUAUAC